Messenger RNA from Candidula unifasciata, 948 nucleotides. The record is from the annotation of a GenBank genome assembly. NCBI's taxonomy places the organism in Eukaryota, Metazoa, Mollusca, Gastropoda, Stylommatophora, Geomitridae.
AUGGCAGCACAUGGAUAUGGCGGUGUAGAAUUUCUGAUUGGUGGCCUGGCAACUUCUGGGGCAUGUCUGUUUACGAAUCCACUCGAAGUGGUGAAAACACGCAUGCAGUUGCAAGGGGAGCUACGCACUCAUGGGCAGUAUGCAAUUCAUUAUCAGAAUGCUUUUCGUGCAUUCAUAACCAUUGCUCGAACAGAUGGGCUGCUGGCUCUUCAGAAUGGACUUGUCCCUGCUUUAUGGUACCAGUUUUUUAUGAAUGGGACUAGACUUGGAGCAUUCCAGGUACAGGUCAACCUCGGCCUAACCAAGGACAAAAAUGGCAACCACAGUUUUAUUCGCAGUGUAGCAGCAGGAGCAUUUGCUGGUUGCAUUGGAGCUGUGAUUGGCAGUCCUUUCUAUUUGGUGAAAACCCAUCUGCAAGCCAAAGCCAACAAAGAAAUUGCUGUAGGACAUCAGCAUCCACAUGAGUCCAUGACGCAUGCACUAAAGAGUAUAUAUAAAGAACAUGGCACUUUAGGAUUGUGGCGAGGGGGUAGUGCUGCUGCAGUGCGAGUGACAGUGGGAUCUGCCUCCCAGUUGUCAACAUUUUCAUAUGUCAAAAACUUCAUAGAAGGAACCAAGAUCUUCACACCAAACAGUAUCCUGACCACAUUUGCUGCCAGCAUGGUGGGAGGCGUUGCUGUAACAGCUUUUAUGACACCCUUUGAUGUCGUGUCUACCAGACUUUACAACCAGCCGGUGAAUCCGUCUGGCCGGGGUGCCACAUAUUCAGGGAUUCUCAAUUGCUUCUAUCAGAUAUUUCGUUCCGAAGGCUUGUGGGGUUUCUACAAGGGUUGGGGAGCAUCGUACCUCAGACUUGGUCCUCAUACAACAAUAGGUUUAGUACUCUGGGAUGAGUUUAGGAAGUUGUAUGGGAAAUGGAAGGAUUCACAGGUGGCAGACAAGUCAUAG